This is a messenger RNA of Dromaius novaehollandiae (emu), 901 nucleotides long. RefSeq names its product sushi, nidogen and EGF-like domain-containing protein 1. The transcript is spliced from 6 exons. The record is from RefSeq and is a predicted model, not a curated record. Lineage: Eukaryota; Metazoa; Chordata; Aves; Casuariiformes; Dromaiidae. Gene Ontology annotation, biological process: cell-matrix adhesion. The annotation marks the transcript as partial.
GCCAGACGAAGGCUCCCGUCCUCCUCCUCCUCCUCCUCCUCAGCGUCCUGCUGGAUGUGGUGUCCAGCAGCCCCCGACCCAGGACGACGCUGGAGAAGGGGGGGCGGCUCUACCCCUUCGGGCUGGAGGCGGGCGACCGCCGCACCCCCCGCGAGGACGACGGCAUGAGCGGCCCCGUGACGCUGGCGGAGCCCUUCGUCUUCUACGGCCGCCCCCACCGCUCCCUCUACGUGAACAACAACGGCGUGGUGUCCUUCGGGGUGGGGGUGCCCGAGUUCACCCCCCACCCCUUCCCCCUGCCGGGCCACCGUCCCUUCGUGGCCCCGUACUGGGCCGACGUGGACACGCGCCGCGGCGGGGACGUCUUCUACCGCCAGACCCGCGACCCCGAGCUGCUGGCCCGGGUGGCCCAGGACCUGCUGCCCGCCGUGGGGCCCGAUGACCCCACGCCCCGACCCACCUGGGCCUUGGUGGCCACCUGGGACCGCGUGGCCUUCUUCGGGGCGGCCAGCAAGAAGGUGAACACCUUCCAGGCCGUGCUGGCCAUGGACGACGUCACGGCCUUCAUCAUCCUCAACUACGGUGACCUCCAAUGGACCACGGGCAUCUCCAAUGGGGGCGACCCCCACACCGGCCUGGGGGGCAUCCCGGCCCAGGUGGGCUUCAACAGCGGCGACGACACCCACUACUACAACGUGCCGGGCUCGCGGACGCCGGCGGUGCUGGCCGUGGGGCAGGGCUCCAACGUGGGGGUCCCCGGGCGCUGGGUCUUCCGCGUCGACACCUUCACGGCCACCGAGGCCACGCCGGGGGACACCGAGGGGACGACGACGGCCCCGGCCACCGCGGAGCCGCCCGAGGAGGAGGAGGAGGAGGAGCAGGACACCUACAUCUGCGAGUG